GGAUACGGCCCUUUACCUGGCCUUGUAUCACCUUGGAUCCACAAUGGAAGCUUGGUUCAGUUAUUGGUCAGAAAACACAGCAUCUUGACGCGCCAUGAACGUUAUCGCCUGCUGCAAGAUAUUGCCUCGGCGCUGCAGUAUUUGCACUCUUGUGCAGUGGUUCAUGGAAAUCUAAGCGGUCAUAACAUCUUGGUGGACUCGAAUGGUCGUGCCUUUGUAAAGGGUAGCGGGCUUUCCACAAUGCUCGAUGAGAUUGCAGAAUCAGAAUCUUACGAGACUCGUCUGGGAGAUGUUCCUUGGACAGCUCCCGAGUUAAUGAUCGACAGCUCCAGCGGACUUCCGACGUCCCAAAGCGAUGUGUGGUCUUUCGGUUGCAACAUGAUCCAUAUUCUUUCUGGACAGGAGCCCUGGCAGGAAGCUCCAGAUAACACUGUAAAGGCCCAUUUGCGUGACAGCCAAGUACCACCAUUUCCGAAAGGAAUCAGCGACCAGGAUCUGUCUUUCCUCCAGCGAUGCUUCUCGCUUCGGCCUGCAGAUCGCCCUUCUGCAGAUCAAAUACUAGCCGUUGUGCACGAAGAGUCCUUACGUUGUAUACCUGGAAUACUGCAGACUGCGGAGGAUACGGUCUCCAAGCAUGGUUCUCCCUGUGGCAUUCCUGAUGUAAUGACUGAAUUCAAACGACGUGUUUUUGAUCAGGUUCCAUCACACCUGAUUUAUAUCCCAAAGAUGAAACUGAUCUCACGGGAAGAACUUCUUACCAUACUGGAACCAGAGAGGAUCACGGAGGAGGAUAUAUCUAAGCAUCAG
This is a messenger RNA of Suillus bovinus, 807 nucleotides long. RefSeq names its product kinase-like domain-containing protein. The transcript is spliced from 6 exons. The record is from RefSeq and is a predicted model, not a curated record. Gene Ontology annotation, biological process: protein phosphorylation. Gene Ontology annotation, molecular function: ATP binding; protein kinase activity. Lineage: Eukaryota; Fungi; Basidiomycota; Agaricomycetes; Boletales; Suillaceae. The annotation marks the transcript as partial.